Messenger RNA from Clupea harengus (Atlantic herring), 1420 nucleotides. RefSeq names its product RNA polymerase I and III subunit C (gene polr1c). Gene Ontology annotation, cellular component: RNA polymerase I complex; RNA polymerase III complex. Gene Ontology annotation, molecular function: DNA binding; protein dimerization activity. Gene Ontology annotation, biological process: DNA-templated transcription. Lineage: Eukaryota; Metazoa; Chordata; Actinopteri; Clupeiformes; Clupeidae. The record is from RefSeq and is a predicted model, not a curated record.
CCCACCAACGAAAUGCAACUAGUCGCUCGCGCGGAGAUACCAUGGCGGCUCCCAUGAGCAACGUGGAUGAAAUAAGGAAUAGAGUAAUUUUGGGUGAAUACGGUGUGAAAAAUGUUCAUACUACUGACUACCCUGGUAACUACCCAGGAUAUGAUGACAAAUGGGAUUUUCAGAAAUUCAAAAAGAAUUUUAGGAUCGACAUCGUACAAAUGGAUGACAAUACCAUGGAGUUCGAUAUGGUCGGCAUAGAUGCUGCCAUCGCCAAUGCCUUCCGACGGAUCUUGUUGGCAGAGGUCCCAACGAUGGCUGUUGAGAAAGUGUUCAUCUACAACAACACUUCCAUCAUUCAGGAUGAGAUCCUUGCACACAGACUUGGGUUAAUCCCAAUCAAGGCUGAUCCACGUCUCUUUGAGUACAGGAAUGCAGGCGAUGAAGAGGGCACGGAGAUUGACACAAUUCAGCUCCAGCUGACGGUCAAGUGUACACGGAAUCCCAGAGCGCCGAAGGACUCCGCUGAUCCGCGGGAGAUCUACCUUAACCACAUGAUCUACUCCAAAGACAUGAAGUGGGUGCCCAUCGGGAACCAGGCUGAUGUGUUUGCGGAGGCCAGCAUUGGUCCUGUGUUUGGUGACAUCCUUCUGGCACAGCUGCGCCCAGGACAGGAGCUGGACAUAACCAUGCACUGUGUGAAGGGCAUCGGUAGGGACCAUGCCAAGUUCUCCCCGGUGGCCACGGCCAGUUAUCGUCUCCUUCCGGAGAUCACGUUACUGCAGCCCGUCGAGGGGGAGAAAGCCGAGAGGCUGAAGCGCUGCUUCUCGCCAGGUGUCAUCGAGCUGGAGAACAAAGAUGGAAAACAAUUUGCUAAGGUGGUCAACAGUCGCAAGGAUACGUGCAGCCGGGAGGUCCUGCGACACGAUGACCUGAAGAAUCUGGUGAAGCUGGCAAGAGUGCGGGACCAUUUCAUUUUCUCGGUGGAGUCUACGGGGAUACUGCCGCCCGACGUGCUCGUUUCGGAAGCCAUUAACGUCCUCCUGGCCAAGAGCCAGAGGUUCAUUAACGAGCUGGACUCCACAGGCAUGGAGUAGGAGAAGCACUCGGGACCAAAGAGACAUUGACCUUGAAGCGCCGAGGAGGAGGAGGAGGAGGAGGAGGAGGAGGAGGAGGAGGAGGUGGUGGUCGUCAUCAUCUGUGGUGUCCGUUCCUUAGCAGUUGGAUGCCCAGCUACAAUAGGACUUGUCUGAGAGGCGUAACAUAUAUAACAUUGCUCACAUUAAAGCUGGAUCCAUCUGACUGAUGUUUAAUUCACACAAAAGCCAGAGCUUGGCAGAGUCUUGUCAAGCUUUGCGUUGGCGUGCAGCUCUGUGAGUUGAAUUGCUCUCCCUGUCAGUCAUGGUUACACAUUAACUUUGCAUAAGCGGCG